Dromiciops gliroides (monito del monte) is the source of this 942-nucleotide messenger RNA. Its product is annotated as olfactory receptor 2A5-like. Lineage: Eukaryota; Metazoa; Chordata; Mammalia; Microbiotheria; Microbiotheriidae. Bases 10 to 942 code for a protein of 310 amino acids. The transcript has a single exon. The record is from RefSeq and is a predicted model, not a curated record. Gene Ontology annotation, cellular component: membrane. Gene Ontology annotation, biological process: G protein-coupled receptor signaling pathway. Gene Ontology annotation, molecular function: olfactory receptor activity; G protein-coupled receptor activity.
CAUAAAAGCAUGGAGAACAAUCAAACACUGAUCACAAAAUUCAUCCUUCUAGGAUUUCCUAUUGGCCCUGAGAUGCAGCUAUUCCUUUUUAUCAUUUUCUCUCUGCUUUAUAUUUUCACCCUUCUGGGAAACUCAGUGAUAUUAGGCCUCAUCUGUUUGGACUUCCGACUUCACACUCCUAUGUACUUCUUCCUCUCACAUUUGGCUAUUGUUGACAUCUCCUAUGCAUCCAACAAUGUACCAAAGAUGCUGGCAAACUUUCUUAACAAAGAUAGGACCAUCUCAUUUGGUCCAUGUAUAACACAGACCUUUUUAUACAUGGCUUUUGCCCACACAGAAUGUCUUAUCUUGGUGGUGAUGUCCUAUGAUCGCUAUGUGGCAAUAUGUCACCCCCUCAGAUACACUGUCAUCAUGAACUGGAGAUUGUGUAUCACCUUAGCCAUUAUUUCCUGGCUAUUUGGCUCCUUGCUGGCCCUUGUCCAUGUGCUUCUUCUCCUGAGGCUGCCCUUUUGUGGACCCCAGGAAGUCAAUCAUUUCUUCUGUGAACUCCUGUCUGUGCUCAAGCUUGCCUGUGCAGACACCAGGCUAAACCAACUUGUGAUUUUUACUGCUUCUGUAUUUAUUCUAGUUGGGCCCCUACUCUUGGUCCUGGUCUCCUAUAUGCACAUUCUCCGUGCCAUCAUGCGCAUCCAAUCUGGGGAAGGGAGAAAGAAAGCCUUCUCCACCUGUUCUUCUCACCUCUGUGUGGUUGGCCUCUUCUUUGGCAGUGCCAUUGUCAUGUACAUGACUCCUAACAGCAGUCACCCUGAAGAACAGCAGAAAAUCCUCUCUCUAUUUUAUAGCCUCUUCAAUCCUACACUAAACCCCCUGAUCUACAGCCUGAGGAAUUCAGAGGUGAAAGGUGCUCUCAGGAGAGCACUAGGGAAGGACAGAUCAAUGUGA